Messenger RNA from Drosophila gunungcola (fruit fly), 5028 nucleotides. RefSeq names its product ATP-binding cassette sub-family C member 4 (gene rdog). The record is from RefSeq and is a predicted model, not a curated record. The transcript has 6 exons. Gene Ontology annotation, biological process: transmembrane transport. Gene Ontology annotation, molecular function: ATP binding; ATP hydrolysis activity; ABC-type transporter activity. Bases 478 to 4602 code for a protein of 1374 amino acids. NCBI's taxonomy places the organism in Eukaryota, Metazoa, Arthropoda, Insecta, Diptera, Drosophilidae. Gene Ontology annotation, cellular component: membrane.
UCUCCCAGCUCAGUAGGUUUUUUUUUGUUAUUCCGUGCGGGUGCUCUAUCCGCGUAAUAUUAGUGUAAAUUCCCUUAGCCCCCUAGUGUUGACAAAAUUGUGAAUAUUGUGCCAGACGACUGUUAAUUAGAAUAUAGAACACUUACCAAAUACUUUAACCAAAAAUCCGACGCAGUUGCCAGUUCUUUGUUACGGCUGCUGGCGCAAACCAACGGUAAAUGUGGAUAACGGUGGAUAAAUCACUGCUGACCUCGACCUAGACAACAUAUACAUACUUGUAUUCGUUGUAUAAAACGAAAUCGACCGACCGAUUUAUUGUUACCGGCUAUGCAUUAUUGAUUUUCACUACCAUUUUGGCAGAGAAAAGAGAGGAGCGGAGGAAGGAGAAAACGAACGCCCCUCGCCCGCGUGCGAGAGAAUCACUGUCGUAACGGUAAACCCCGGGCCCCAGAAAACCCCGAAACCAAUCCCAAAGUUAUGAACCGCACCAGAAGGAAGGUCGUGCGUCCAAAGAAUCCCUACACCAAAGCCAACUUUUUCUCACAAUGGAGCUUCUGGUGGAUGCGGGAUCUGUUCAAGCGAGGGCUUCAGGGUCCGCUGACGGACGAAGAGCUGUAUCAGCACAGAAAGACUCUAGAUAGUGAACGGGUUACGAAUAAGUUCGCAGAGCUAUGGGACGAUGAGCUCAAGCGAAGUGAUCCCAGCGUGGUGAGGAUGAUUCUUCGGGCGUACGGCAAGAUUUUCCUGCCCAUGGGUCUGGCCUUCUCCAUAAGCGAAACGGUUUGCAAAUCUCUAAUGCCACUUUUUCUGGGUGGCUUGGUCGGUUAUUUCGCCACCAACCAGACGGAUAUCAGUGAGCAAACAGCUUAUCUGUACGCCAUGGGCAUUGUGAUUUGCAUGCUGAUACCUGUGAUAACAUUCCACCCCUUCAUCUUCUACAUCUUCCAAGUGGGCACCAAGCUGCGGCUGGCCCUCUCGGGACUCAUCUACCGCAAAUGUCUGCAGGUCUCGAAGAGCAGCAGCAACGAUGGCCUCCGAGGGAGAGCCAUCAAUAUUAUGUCCAACGAUCUCGGUCGUUUUGAUGUGGCGCUGUGUUUCCUCCACGACACGUGGAAGGGUCCGAUGGAGUCGAUACUGAUUGGCUUCCUCAUGUACCGCGAGAUUGGAAUAUCUGCUGUGAUCGGUGUAUCCUUCAUGCUCAGCUUUAUCCCACUGCAAGCGUGGGCGGCCAAGAAAGCAGCCUACUAUCGCCAAAUGACGGCAGAGCGAACGGAUAUGCGUGUAAAGCUUAUGAACGAGAUCAUUCAGGGCAUCCAGGUGAUCAAGAUGUAUGCGUGGGAGAAAAGCUUUGCCCGGGUCAUUGCCGAGGUUCGCCUUAAGGAGGUGAAGGCCAUCCGGGGCACUGCCUACAUUCAUGCUGCCCUCGGUUGCACCUCCAUGAUAUCGCCGCUAUCGGUAUUCCUCGCCCUGUGCUCCUACGUUUACCUGGGUGAUCCCCUUACUGCCCAAAAGGUGUACACAGUGUCAUCCUAUUUCAACAUGCUCAACGAUUCAAUGGUAACUUUCUGGCCCAUGUCGAUUACCUUUAUUGCCGAGGCUAUGGUUUCGGCAAAACGUUGUAAGGAUUUCCUGCUAGACGGCGACAGAGCCGAGGUGCCCAUUAACCUGGAGGCCAAUCAGCAAGCGGGCAAGAAUAAACGCAAAAUCACCAAGGAGGACAAACAGAAAAACGUGGAAUUGAACGGCUCACUGCUGUCCAACGGUCACUUGCAGCACAAUCGUCUGAGAGAUUACGAUCCAGAAGCAAAGAAAAAGUGUGUGGUGCUCAAAAAUGUAUCUGCCUCGUGGGACGCCAGUGAUGGCCAUGCGAACUCUGCCAUCGAGGACUUUAGCACAGAUAUACAGGAUAAUACCCUGGCCGCUGUCGUUGGACCUGUGGGUGCUGGCAAGUCCAGCUUCCUGAAUGUCCUGCUGGGCGAAGUGGGCAUCGACAAGGGCGAGGCCAUGGUUCACGGCAAGAUUUCAUAUGCCUCCCAAGAAUGCUGGGUCUUCGAGGGAACGAUUCGCGAUAACAUCGUCUUUGUGGAGGAUUACAACGAGAGGCGGUACAAGAAGGUUGUGAAGGCCUGUGGCUUGGAGCGAGAUAUGGAGCUGCUGCCUCGGGGCGAUUUGACAGUGGUUGGAGAGCGCGGUGUGAGUCUCAGUGGUGGGCAGAAGGCCCGAGUGAGUUUAGCUCGUGCUGUCUACCGCAAGGCGGAUAUAUACCUUCUCGACGACCCUCUUUCUGCUGUGGACACCCACGUGGGCAAGCACAUCUUCGACCGCUGCAUACGCGACUUUCUGUCCAAUAAGAUACGAAUUCUGGUCACACAUCAGGUGCAAUAUCUGUUCGAUGUCGAGCACCUGCUGCUGAUGGGCUCUGGAAAGAUUAUGGCCCAGGGCAGCUACCAGGACCUCCAGCGCUCUCGCCAGUUCCAGUUCCUAGAGCAGACGCAGCACGACGAGAGUGGCAUCGACACCCACAGUGUGAGCAGCUUUUUGUCGCGCAGUGACUCCGAGAAGAGCAUGGACCACCAGCACAACCAGCUCCUUCGGCCGGGCGAGCAGGUGGAGGAGCUCAACCAGGAGCAGCAGACGGUGGGCGCCAUCAAGAUGCACGUCUACGCCUCGUACAUCAAGGCUUUGGACAGCACCUUCUUGCUUUGCAUAAUUAUCUCCUUGUUCGUCUGCGCCAGGGUCAUGCUCACUGGAGUGGAUUACUUCUUGUCCAGAUGGGUUAUUUGGGAAGAGCAAAUAUCAGCUAAUAGCACUACCACCCUGCUAAAGGAAAAUGAUGCGAUGCCCGUCAAUGACACGCUGCCUCUUAAUGCCACGGAAACCUCUAUCGAGCCUUUAAUGGCUGGCGACACUCAGGCAGGCAUCCGUCAGGAGCUUGUCCUCUUCUAUGCCACCAUACUGGGCGCCACGCUGAUUGUCUAUCUCAUUCGAACUUUUGGCUUUUUUAAAAUGUGCCUGCGCAUCUCGCUGCACCUGCACGACCGACUUUUCAGGGGAAUCACCCGGGCCAGCAUGUACUUCUUCAACACGAACUCCUCUGGCCGAAUUUUGAAUCGCUUCUCCAAGGAUAUACGCACAGUGGACACGGAUCUGCCGCACACGCUGCUGGAUUGCCUGGCUUUCAUCAUCGAUGUCUCUGGCGUAGUGAUUAUCGUGGCCAUUGCUAACUAUUGGCUCCUGGUUCCCGCUGCUAUCAUCGGUGUGAUUCUGGGCAUGAUACGUUACCUCUAUGUCAAUACCAGUCGCAGCAUCAAGCGAUUGGAGUCCAUAUCUCGAAGUCCAGUUUUCUCGCUGACCAACCAAACCUUCCAGGGUCUCACCACCAUUCGCGCUUUGCAGGCCCAAAGCGCCCUGGAGCAGGAGUUCCAUGAGUACCAGAACACCAACACCUCCGCCUGGUUCCUCUUUCUGUCCUGCACUCGUGCCUUUGCCCUCUGGUCGGACGUGCUGUGCAUCGUCUACAUGACGGCAGUGACCUUCAGUUUCCUACUUCUUAAGAAUGAGUUCGAUAGCGGCGAUGUCGGAUUGGCCAUCCUACACUCGACCACGAUGACGGGCAUGUGUCAGUGGGGCAUGAGGCAGACGGCUGAGUUGGAGAAUCAAAUGACCAGUGUGGAACGAGUGCUGGAGUACACGGAACAGCCGUCAGAGGCUCCACUGGAGACGCCGGAGAAGUUCAAGCCAAAGACCGAGUGGCCCAGCAAGGGACGCAUCGAGUUCAUCAACUUUAAGCUGCGCUACUCGCCCAAAGAAGCACCUGUGCUAAGGGAUCUCAACUUCACCAUCGAGUCGCGCGAGAAGAUUGGCAUUGUGGGCCGCACAGGCGCCGGUAAAUCGUCCAUUAUUCAGUCCAUCUUCAGACUGGCCUGCAACGAGGGCAUGAUCCGCAUCGAUGAUGUGGACAUUGAGCAUAUUGGGUUGCACGAUCUGCGCAGUCAGGUUUCUAUUAUACCUCAGGAUCCGGUUCUGUUUUCUGGUACUUUGCGUUACAAUCUGGAUCCCAUGGACGAGCGUUCGGAUGAGGAGAUGUGGAAGGCUCUGGGCGAUGUGGAGCUCCGCUCCUAUGUGUCAACUUUAAUUGGUGGACUCAAUUGCCGCAUGUACGAUGGCGGGUCCAACUUUAGUGUGGGCCAAAGACAGCUCGUGUGCCUGGCGAGGGCCAUUCUGAGGCACAAUAAGAUACUGAUCAUGGACGAGGCCACCGCCAACGUGGAUCCAGAAACCGACAAGCUUAUACAGCAAACCAUCCGCACAAAGUUUGCACACUGCACUGUUUUGACAAUAGCCCAUCGUUUGCACACCGUAAUGGACAGUGACCGGGUGCUGGUCAUGGAUGCCGGCGAGGUUCGCGAGCUGGGACAUCCUUACGAGCUGCUGCAGCGAUCCGGCGGAUACCUGCGCCAACUGGUGGACAACACGGGAGCGGCCACCUCAUUUGCCCUGCAGCAGGCGGCGGAGCAGAGCUACAGCAAACAGGUUCUGGGUGAUGACACGGCCGCCGAGGAUCUGAACAUUACAUUAGCCAUGGAGGAAAGGGCCCAGUGAUGGAGACGGCACAACAACACACCUACUUCUAAACUUGCUUAAGGGUUAGAUCAUAAGAACUAAAAGUAUUAUGUACAUAGCAGAGUUGUACUUAGAGCAACGAAUAACCUAUUGCCUUGUACUUACGAAAUAUUUGUAAGCUUGUUUACCGCCACGAAUUUAUGUAUGUAUAUGUUCCAUAGUGUACCGAGUACUGUUCGUAUCACCUAUGUUUUGUACGUCAUGUGUUCAAUUGGCCAACCAAUCGAAAGCAAUUCGCAAACGCAGUGCACAAAUCAGAGCAAGUUCAAUCAAACGAAGACAAAUAGUUUAUUUAGGUACUUUUUUAAAAUAUGUAGCUAAUGUAGGAUUACAACAUCGUACUUAUAGAUACGUACAAUCUCAAUAAAGUGCCUGAGAAUUAUUACUUACAAAUGAAAAAAAUGC